Molecule: messenger RNA, 588 nt
Organism: Huiozyma naganishii CBS 8797
Lineage: Eukaryota; Fungi; Ascomycota; Saccharomycetes; Saccharomycetales; Saccharomycetaceae
Gene: THO1
Product: Tho1p
Exons: 1
Coding region: 1-588 (195 amino acids)
Biological process (GO): poly(A)+ mRNA export from nucleus
Cellular component (GO): nucleus
Source: RefSeq, a predicted model, not a curated record
AUGGGUGAUUACGUUAGGCAGACAGUGGUGCAGUUGAAGCAGUUGCUGAGCGAGCGCGGGCUGCCCACUGAUGGGCUGAAGCAUGCCUUGAUCGCAAGGCUGGAGGAGAACGACGAGAACGCGAAGAAGCAGGCGCCAGCUGCAACGGAGCCAGAGAAAGUGGAAGCGGUGCCAGCAGCAGUGGAGCCGGAACAAGUGGCGCCGGUUGUGCAGGAGCCCCCAGCGGUUGCACAGGAGACCGCCGUUGAAGUAGCCGUCCCCUCCGGUCCUACCACUACAGUCUCAGAAGCGGCCAAGAAGGAGACCCCACAGCAGAUGCCGCCUCCUGAACAGAUCAAGAAGAUGGCAUUGGACCUUCUGAACAAGAAACUCUACCGUGCUGAGAAAUUCGGCGCGGACGAGACGCAAGCUGCAGAACUGAAGAGGUUGAUCAAUCGGGUUGAGAAGUUCGGGUUGGACAAACAAAACCCGUUGAUGGUCGAGUUGGGGCUCGUGAAGCCCAAGCCAAAGCCAAAGCCCAAGCCAGCACAGCAGGGGAAGGUCGCGAAGAAGGGCGGGAAGAACCGUGCCAACAGUAAGAGACGUUGA